Momordica charantia (bitter melon) is the source of this 978-nucleotide messenger RNA. Its product is annotated as transcription initiation factor TFIID subunit 11. The record is from RefSeq and is a predicted model, not a curated record. Gene Ontology annotation, cellular component: transcription factor TFIID complex; nucleus. Gene Ontology annotation, molecular function: RNA polymerase II general transcription initiation factor activity; protein heterodimerization activity. NCBI's taxonomy places the organism in Eukaryota, Viridiplantae, Streptophyta, Magnoliopsida, Cucurbitales, Cucurbitaceae. Gene Ontology annotation, biological process: transcription initiation at RNA polymerase II promoter; RNA polymerase II preinitiation complex assembly.
ACAGAAUUGUCAAUUUGCAGAGUAUUUUCACGAGAAUGAAGCAAUCGAAGGACCCAUUUGAAGCGGCGUUUGAGGAGCAGGAGGAAUCGCCGCCGAACUCCCCCUCUGCCGCCGACGUUGUCGAAAUCCAGACCAAUGUAGCCGCUUCCGAUGCUCUUGAUUCUCACGACGGCGACGAUGAUCCAAAAGCCGCCACCGCAGCCGCCGCCGCCGUCGCCACACAUUCCGGUAUCCCUUCUGCACCCACCACUUCUAUGUUUGUUUCUUCUUCCUCCAAUGUCUCUGCCGCCCCUAAAACCAAAGACGACGACGAGGAAGAAGAGGAGGAGAAUGUGGAAGUUGAGCUCGCCAAAUUCCCCUCCAGCGGUGACCCCGAUAAAAUGGCGAAGAUGCAAGCCAUUCUCUCACAAUUUACAGAAGAACAGAUGAGUCGGUAUGAGUCCUUUCGGAGAGCUGGAUUUCAGAAAGCUAAUAUGAAAAGGCUAUUAGCAAGCAUCUCAGGGACACAGAAAAUUUCUGUACCAAUGACAAUUGUAGUGUCCGGGAUAGCGAAGAUGUUUGUUGGUGAGCUCGUAGAAACAGCAAGAGUUGUUAUGACAGAGCGGAAUGAUACCGGACCUAUCAGGCCAUGCCAUCUCAGAGAAGCAUAUAGAAGACUAAAGCUUGAAGGUAAGAUUCCAAGGAAAUCAGUGCCUAGGCUCUUUCGCUAAUCAGUCUGUUCAAUUUAUAAUCAUUGCAUUAGGAGUUUUUGGAAGGAAAUUUCAACAUUGUUACAUCAAGCUUAGGCAAACCAUCUCAUAUAUAGUUAUAUACUACUAAAGUUCCUUCCAACAUCUUUUUUUCCCUUACAAAUUGGCUUCUGAUUUUAACCACAUACACAAACUGUUGAAAGGGUGGAAAACUUGAAGCAUGGAUUGGGAAGUGCUACCAGAACUUGUAAAUUUAAAUAAACUAAAGAUUUUCAUAAAUGUUUAAGAA